AUGGGUGAUUACAAUCAACGAUAUCAGCAGGGUCUUUACCUUUCUCCAAACCAACAAGAUCUCCUGCUGGCUGCCCUCUCUUCCAACAAUCCCAACCAGAAGCCUCAAAGUGGAUCUCCUCCUAUAAAGACUUCUCAAAGUCCCGAUCAAAAUAUAUCAACCAAUCUCAGCGCGCCUCCAUCUGGCAGCUAUGACAAUGCUCAUGCCAGCAAUUUUGCACUGGGGGACGACGAGAGUCCUUUCUUGGAUUUCACUCCUGAACUCGACUUCGAUUAUCCUGGCUCGGCGGACUUGAUCGGCGACCUACCAGGGUCGUCCGCAUAUGACAUUGGCGAGAAGCGGAAGUCCCUCGACGGAAAGUCAGUGCUCGAAGGGGAAGAGACCGGAAAGAAGCGUAGGGAAAGCGAGGCCAAGAAGCCUGGUAGGAAGCCACUAACUUCGGAGCCUACUACGAAGCGCAAGGCCCAAAAUCGGGCGGCCCAGCGAGCCUUCCGUGAACGCAAGGAAAAGCAUCUGAAGGACCUCGAAGACUCCGUGGAAAGGCUGCAGAAGACAUCUGAAAUGGCAAAUCAGGAGAAUGGCUUGCUGCGUGCUCAGGUUGAGCGGCUGCAAGUCGAGCUCCGUGAGUACCGCAAGCGCCUUUCGUGGAUGGCUUCUGGACCCGGCAACGGCCUUUCCGCUUUGAGUUCGAAUUCCAUCCCCAAUGCCCACUCCAAGGGGGCGUAUGGCCUUCAGAACAACGAAUUUCUCUUCGACUUCCCCAAGUUUGGUGAUUUACCGGGUGGUCAUCUCUUCAACGGACAAUCCAACAAGAAUGACCAAUUCAAAUCCAAUGACAACCUCACUCGGGCUCCCGGUGUUUUGAGUCGCGACAGUCUGAAUUAUUCCUCGUCCCGGUCUAAUUCUCACGCCCCGUCGAAUCACUCGCAGUCCAAUGGCACUCCUCAUAGUGCUACUUCUACGAAAGCACCGUACUCUGGCUUCAAAUCAUCUACAAAUGACAACUCGACUUCGGAAAAUUCCCCUUCAUCUUCGUCGGACUCACAUCAAAGUCAUAUGGUGUCAUCGAGCGGGACUUCCCCCGAGCCUAGUGUCAACUCUCCUAGCGGGAAAUAUCGCGAACUGGGAGUGGGAGACACUUGUGGAGGGCACAUCACCAGCGAUGGUGAGAAAUCCUUCUGCGAGCAACUUGGUAUGGCUUGCGGCAACAUCAGGAAUCCCGUACCAGCGGUUCGGGACAGCAAGUCCAAAUCACACAGCUUUUCAAGUGGCCAGCCAACGCCAAUUGAUAACCAAGCUGAGGGCGACGGUUCUCAAGACCUUGGGAUUGACUGGAUGGUUAAUCAGAAUGGCGGCCAAUUCGAUCCCGUGCUCUUUGGUGAUUGGCGAGAGCCCCAGGAUGCGGUGUUGGCUCAGGACUUCGGUUCAUUCUUCAAUGAAGCAUUCCCCUUGCCGGACCUGGGUAGUCCAUCCCACAACUUGUCCGAGGUUGCUUCCGACACGGUCCCACCCAAAAAGAGCCUCGUUGCCCAGAUUGACAGCAGGCUUGAGGAUGACGAGGUCGUCCCUGGCGAAGAUCAGACGCAGAUGCUGUCGUGCACCAAGAUAUGGGAUCGUCUUCAAUCCAUGGAGAAAUUCCGCAACGGUGAGAUUGAUGUCGACAACCUCUGCUCCGAGCUUCGCACGAAGGCACGCUGUUCGGAGGGCGGCGUUGUCGUGAACCAAAAUGACGUUGACGACAUCAUGGGACGAGUCAAGUAG
Molecule: messenger RNA, 1761 nt
Organism: Penicillium bovifimosum
Lineage: Eukaryota; Fungi; Ascomycota; Eurotiomycetes; Eurotiales; Aspergillaceae
Gene: yap1
Product: putative bZIP transcription factor AP-1/Yap1
Exons: 3
Coding region: 1-1761 (586 amino acids)
Cellular component (GO): RNA polymerase II transcription regulator complex
Molecular function (GO): transcription cis-regulatory region binding; DNA-binding transcription activator activity, RNA polymerase II-specific
Source: RefSeq, a predicted model, not a curated record